Prorocentrum cordatum is the source of this 375-nucleotide messenger RNA. The record is from the annotation of a GenBank genome assembly. Lineage: Eukaryota; Dinophyceae; Prorocentrales; Prorocentraceae.
AUGAUCGAUGCGCAUCGGAUCUUCCACAUCAAGAUCACGGCUAGCAAGACAGGAUCCGUUUUGACGAACAGCCUCAUCACAACGCCCAGCACCACGGCCUUCACGGGGUCCAUGACAGCAAGCGACGACGUCCUUGUCAUAGGUUCUCGUCGGAACCGCCUUAUAUUUCGCAUGUCAUUUUUGGGAAAAGGCGUGGGCGAUCAGCGACAACAGACACGACGAUCAGCACAUAUGAGAGCCCGGCGUCAUCAGAUCUUUCACUGUGCAGGAGGAAGCCUUGGGGCGCUCCACUACGUGCUGAAGGCACGGUGGCGGACGUUGUGCGGCCACAGCUGGGCGACAGACCGUCACAGGCGGUCGAUGACAAACCCGUGA